CCUGUCCGCCUCGAAAACCCAAGGGCGGGGCUGUCCCUGCGGCGGAGACACCAACCUUCCCCCACACCACCACGGUAAUUUCUGGGGGAUUCGGAGAAGAAUAUGCUCGCCCAUUCCCUAGGCGGCGGUAACGAAAGACCAACCGCACCUCCGCGAGGUCGCCGUCGCCGAGACCAUCCCUCCGGUUUGUCACGACGCCCUUGGCCGCGGCGCGGGAUCUGGUCCGUAUAUAAGGCGUCACCGCGCCAAUGGCACUCCCCAACCCGGAGGGAGGCUGCGCCUGCGACUGCGUGGGGAGCUGCCAUUUGGCGCCAACACGCCGCUUCUUCCUGCUGCACCCCGCCCGCCCGCCCGCCCGGGCACUGCAGCUUGAUUUGUCGAGGGCCACAAUUGGUCGAAAAUGGGUCCAAAGAAAUCAAUAGAUGACAAAUUCUCCAAGUUUCAUCCAAGUUUGCCAGUAGACACUAGAAUUGGCAUAGUGGGGGCAGGGCCAAGUGGCUUAUCAGCAGCAUACGCACUAGCUAAACUCGGGUACUGCAAUGUAACUGUAUUUGAGAAAUGCCACACUGUUUCAGGGAUGUGUGAGUCCAUUGACAUCGAAGGAAGAACAUAUGAUUUGGGAGGACAAGUUAUAGCAGCAAACAGUGCGCCUGCGAUAACUCAUCUGGCGAAGGAGGUAGGAGCUGAAUUCGAAGAGAUGGAUUCACACAAGCUUGCUCUGAUCGACAGCCAAACUGGAAAUAUUCGAGAUCUUGAAGUAGCUGAGGACUAUGUGUCCAUGCUAUCUCUGACGCUAAAACUGCAGGAUGAAGCAAAUAAAUCAGGCCGAGUGGGCAUUCAUGCUCUGAGCGGAUUGGCAUCUGACCCAACUCUUCAGUUUCUGAAGCAACAUGGAAUAAAUUCAGUGCCAAAAUCUGUGGCCUAUGGUUACACAGCUUCUGGCUAUGGUUUUGUUCAAGACAUGCCCUAUGCUUUCAUUCAAGAGUUCACUAGAACCUCUAUGGCUGGCAAAAUACGACGGUUUAAGCAUGGUUACAUGAGCAUGUGGGAGAAACUAAGUCAGUCAUUACCAUUUGAAGUUCUUUGUGGCACAGAGGUUCUGAGGGUCAAACGCAACAACGGUGGUGCAAAUGUAACCAUCAAGACGAACAAUGGUGACGAGCAAAUUAUUGAGUUUGAAAAAAUUAUAUUCUCAGGCGCUCUUGGUUUCAAGAACGGCAAUACAUAUCGAUCUUCCAAUCUCACUGAUGGAGAAAAUGAAGUGGUGGAAUUGAAUGAUCUUGAAAAAGAACUAUUCAGUAAGGUACAGACAGUUGACUACUAUACUACUGUUGUUAAGAUCAAUGGAUUUGAGCACAUGCCAAAGGGAUUUUACUACUUUGGAGAAUUCAUGGAGGAUCCAGCAACAAUAGGGAAACCAGUGGCAAUGCAAAAAUUCUUUGAUGACACAGACAUUUUCUUGUUCUGGUCUUAUGGGAAUUCAGCAGACAUCAAGGGUUCAUUUGUGGCUAAAUGUGUGACCGACAUCGUGAGUUCUAUGGGAGGCACUCCUCAGAAAGUGCUUUUGCAGAGACGAUUCAAGUAUUUCCCCCAUGUCAGCAGUGAAGACAUGAAAGAUGGAUUCUACGAGAAGUUUGAAUCUCAGUUGCAAGGCUUUCAGAACACUUACUAUGUCGGAGGUCUCCUAGCAUUUGAGCUCACCGAAAGAAAUGCUUCAUACUCCAUUGAGACAGUUUGUAAACACUUUGCCGUUGAUGUUGAGCAAACCGUGACUCCUUAUGUCAAGAGAUUAUUUCCUCUGUCCCACAACAGCAACCCUUCACCUCCUAGAGAUCUUGGUGAGCUUGACGGUGUUCAAUUUCCUGACCUCCCAUCACUGGAUGGAUAUUUGCAAUACUGGGGAACUCACAGAGUCACUAAGAAGAAUGCCAUCUAUACUUGGAUCAAUGAAGAAGGGAAGGUCAUGAACCAAAGAACCUACCAGGAGCUUCAUGAGAACGCAUCUCAUAUUGCACACAAAUUAUUGACAAGCACGAAGCCUUUUAUCAAGCCUGGUGACAGAAUUAUCCUUAUUCAUCUCCCUGGUUUGGAAUUUAUUGAUGCAUUCUUUGGAUGCAUAAGAGCAGGAGUUAUACCAGUACCAGUUAUUCCCCCUGAUCCAAUGCAAAGGGGUGGACAAGCACUUCUGAAAGUCGAGAAUGUCUCUAAAGUGUGCAGCGCUGUGGCAAUUCUAUCAACCUCUUCAUACCAUGCUGCUGUACGUGCAGGUUAUGUCAAGAACAUGGUCACUCUAGCAAAGAGUCAGAAAUGCUCAGCACAGUGGCCUGACCUCCCAUGGGUUCAUACCGAUUCGUGGAUAAAGAACUACCGGAGAUGUCCAGACACCUUCAACUCAGACAAUGUUUUGCCUAUGAUGACCAAGCCCCAGCCAAGUGACUUAUGCUUUCUGCAGUUCACUUCAGGUUCCACUGGUGAUGCCAAGGGGGUGAUGAUAACUCAUGGAGCACUAAUCCACAACGUGAAGAUGAUGAAAAAGGUGUAUCGGAGUACCUCAAAAACUGUCCUUAUUAGUUGGCUUCCGCAGUACCAUGACAUGGGGCUAAUAGGUGGUAUUUUCACUGCUCUUGUAAGUGGGGGAACUUCCAUUCUGUUUUCACCGAUGACAUUCAUCAGGAACCCCCUCCUGUGGCUGCAAACAAUCAAUGACUACCAUGGAACCCAUAGUGCAGGGCCAAACUUUGCAUUUGAACUGGUGAUAAGAAGGCUUGAAGCUGAGAAGAGCAAAGUAUAUGACCUCUCUUCAAUGAUCUUCCUCAUGAUUGCGGCAGAGCCAGUAAGGCAAAAAACUGUCAAAAGGUUCAUAGAGUUGACUCAACCUUUUGGCUUUUUGGAAGGUGCUCUUGCACCUGGAUAUGGGAUGGCUGAGAACUGUGUCUAUAUUUGUUGUGCCUUUGGUGAAUGCAAUCCGGUCUUCAUAGAUUGGCAAGGAAGAGUUUGUUGUGGGUAUGUUAAGCCAGAUGAUACAGAUAUUGACAUCAGAAUUGUUGAUGCAGACUCUUUGGCUGAGCAUCAAGUUGACGGUUCUGAGGGUGAGAUAUGGAUCAGCAGUCCUAGUGCUGGAGUUGGUUAUUGGGGCAACCAGGAACUGAGCCAGAAAACUUUCUGCAAUCAGCUUAAGAACCACCCGAACAAGAUGUUCACAAGAACAGGUGAUUUAGGGCGCAUCAUUGACAGAAAACUUUUUAUUACAGGAAGGAUCAAAGAUCUAAUCAUUGUUGCUGGAAGAAAUAUUUAUUCCGCGGAUGUAGAGAAGACAGUGGAAAAUUCUUCCGAGGUCCUGCGACCAGGAUGUUGUGCUGUGGUUGGUGUCCCGGAGGAAGUUCUUACUCAGAAAGGCAUCUCAGUUCCUGAUUCUUCUGAUCAGGUUGGACUUGUGGUGAUUGCAGAGGUUAGGGAUGGUAAGACAGUCUCCGAAGAAGUUAUCGACAACAUCAAAGCACGUGUGGCGGAGGAGCACGGUGUAACUGUUGCAUCUGUCAAGCUUAUCAAGCCUAGAACCAUAUCCAAGACAACAUCUGGGAAGAUACGAAGAUUUGAAUGCAUGAAGCAGUUUGUUGACAACAAUCUUAGUUUGGCCAAUGGUAAUCGUCCAUCUAGGAAGAGUCUUUUCCGGUCUCUCACAACAGGAACAGGCACAGAGAGAAGGAGGUCAUUCUUGAAGCAGACUGUUCAUUCCACUAUUCAUCCUCGGCAUGAAAGCAAGGUGAAAAGCUCCAAGGAAAUAACUGACUUUCUGACACAGUUAGUAUCAGAUCAAUCAGGUAUUCCAAAGGACAAAAUUUCUCCAACAGCAAGCCUACCUUCUUAUGGCUUUGAUUCAAUUGCAGUGGUCCGAGCAGCUCAGAAGCUCUCAGAUUAUCUCGGUACUCCUGUUGGAGCCAUUGACAUCUUUGCUGCAAGCUGCAUUUCUGAGCUUGCAAGCUUCUUGGAGAACUUAUUGAAUAAGUCGCAACCAAAGAUGGCACCUCGGCCCAAAAGCAACGGGAAAAAUUCUGAGGAGAUUAUUGAGUUUCUGACACAGAUAGUGUCAGAUCAAUCAGGUAUUCCAAAGGACAAAAUUUCACCAACUGGCAGCCUACCUUCCUAUGGUUUUGAUUCUAUUGCAGUGGUACGAGCAGCCCAGAAGCUCUCAGAUUUUCUCGGUACUCCUGUUGGAGCGAUUGACAUCUUUGCGGCAAGCUGCAUUUCUGAGCUUGCUAGCUUCUUGGAGAACCUGUUGCCCAAGUCACAACCACUGUUGGCAUCUGAUGUAUCUUUCUGUACUGAGGAUGAGAGUUCACUGGCUCCCGUAGGUGUCACUGCAGAUUUCAGUGUGCUUGCUACUGGGGUUCUCCAACUUCUGUCCCUUACCUAUGUGUGUUUCAUGUUGCUACUCCCAGCAUACCUUGCAAGUUCAGCAUACAUGAGCACACUCUUUGCGGUCAGUUUGGUUGAAUCAUCACUGAUGAACUAUCUUAGUUCUUUGGUCAUGGCACCUGUGGCGUGGAUGUGUUAUGUCUUUCUCACCUCUUUAUCACUGUCUAUCCUAGGGAAGUCAUUCCUUCAGCCAAAUUAUGCUCUGACCCCUGAUGUUUCGAUAUGGUCAGCUGACUUUGUGAAAUGGUGGGCACUGAACAAGGCGCAAGGUUUAGCUGCAAAGAUGCUAGCUGUGCAUCUAAAGGGAACAAUCUUCUUGAAUUAUUGGUUCAAGAUGCAAGGCGCUCGGAUUGGAUCAUCUGUUGUAAUUGACACAGUAGAUAUCACAGACCCAUCCUUGUUAGUAGUUGCAGAUGGUACAGUGAUUGCAGAAGGUGUUCUCAUUCAGGGCCAUGAAGUCUGUAAUGAAGUGCUAAGCUUUAGGCGUAUCAGGAUUGGUCGUGAGGCAUCCAUUGGUCCUUAUGCGGUGCUUCAGAAGGGCACUAUUGUGGAUGAUGGUGCUGUGAUCUUACCAUUGCAAAAGACUGAGCCAGAAAAAUCAACCUAUCAGACUAAGAGAACUUCUGGAGGCAUGAAGGAAGAAACAAGGAAAGCAGCCAUGUUUCUUGAGCACCUCGUUUGCAUCUAUGCAGUUGCUUUUCUAGGUGCUCUGUCAAGUGCUACCGUCUACAUGUUGUACACUCACUUCUCCGGCACUGAGGCUUCAUUUCAGCACUUCUCCUUUGCCUGCAUUGCUGGUUCGUUCCAUUGGUUACCAGCUGCCAUGGCAGCUUAUCCUGUGAUUGUCCAGGAGACACCCACAAGCGCAUUGAAAUUUGCUCUCUCCGUUGCCUUCUCCUACUUGAGCUACGGUGUCAUCCUCAUUCUUCUCACCAGUAUAGUCAACACAGCUCUUGCUACAAGUACUGGGAAGAAAUAUGUGACAACAAGCUUGAUUCAGCGGCGUAUAAACAUAGCUGUGCACCUCAGAUUUGCAAAGAUGCUAUCUGGAACUGAAGCAUUCUGCAUGUACUUGAGGCUUCUUGGAGCAAAGAUUGGCAGGCAUUGCUCUAUCCGGUCCAUCAAUCCAGUGGCGAAUCCUGAACUGAUCAGCAUCAGUGAUGGGGUCCAUCUAGGUGACUUCUGCAACAUUGUUCCGGGUUUCUACUCCAGUAAGGGGUUUACUGGUGCAGAGAUAAAGGUCCAGGAGAACACCAUCGUUGGCAGUGGCAGCCUGCUCCUCCCUGGCUCAGUCCUCCAAGGGAAUGUCAUCCUUGGAGCACUUUCUGUGGCACCAGAGAAUUCCCUUCUCCAGCGAGGGGGCAUCUACGUUGGGGCACAAUAUUUGACAUUGGUGAAGAACACCUUGCUUGCAGAAGAUGAGCGGAUUGAAAUGAUGGACCCAAUGUACAAGAAGAUCGUGGGGAACCUUUCAGCCAACUUGGCGAUCACCACCAUGAAUGUCAAGUCAAGGUAUUUCCACCGCAUUGGUGUAAGCGGGCGGGGUGUCCUGAAGAUGUACCAAGACAUACCAUCUUUGCCCAAGCACAAGUUAUUUGGUGCUCGAAAGUCUUUCCCAGUGAUCGUCCGGCACAGCAACAGCCUGAGUGCAGAUGAUGAUGCAAGGCUCGAUGCGCGCGGCGCAGCUGUGCGCAUUCUCUCAGAUGAUGGUGAGGUGCCUCUUUUGGACCUCACAUUGAAGAGUGGCAAAGCAUUUUACGCGCGCACAAUCGCCGACUUUGCCACUUGGCUGGUUUGUGGUCUGCCAGCGAGGGAAGAGCACGUGAAGCGUGCUCCUCACAUCCGCGAUGCUGUGUGGACCUCCUUGCGGGACACCAACUCGUACACCACGCUGCAUUACUACUCCAACAUAUGCCGGCUGCUGCGCUUCGAUGAAGGGAAGGAGAUGUAUGCAAAGUUCAAGCUUCGUCCUAUUGAUCAAGACAUACCAGAGGAGUCCGGUCAGGUGGAGCCCAGGGGUAUCUUGCCGCCGGAGACCGGUGCAAUCCCAAGAGACGAGAGUGACACGCGCCCUCUGCUCUUCCUAGCCGAUGACUUCCGUCGGAAGGUGGAAGUUCCAGAUGGGGUGCGCUACGUCUUCCAACUACAGCUCAGGGAGGUGCCCUCCAACGACGCCACCUGCGACAUCGCCCUUGACUGCACACGGCCAUGGGACGAGGAGGAGUUCCCGUACAUGGACAUCGGGGAGAUAACCAUCGACAGCAAUCUUCCAGCAGAGGAGACGGAGAAGCUCGAGUUCAACCCUUUCCUCCGGUGCCAAGAGGUGGACGUCAUCCCUGCGACGUCCUGCAAGCAGAGCGCGUCCAUCGACCACGGGCGCUCGCUGGUUUACGAGAUCUGCCAGCGCCUACGGAACGGUGAGCCGCUGCCUGCGUCAUGGGCGGCAUUCCUCGAGCAGUCCGACACCAAGAUCAACCUGUCCGGCUGCCCAGUGGCCGCGGCGAUGCACACAGGAUCCAACGCCAGCGAUGCCAGCGAGACCAAGGUGACACUGGCCAGGACAUGGUACAAGUCGCUCUGGGCCACGCUAUGCCAGCCGCUGCUGCAAACACUGGUGCCAUACUUCGUCCUGGGCCUGGUCAUCUUCCUCCCAUUCCGGGGCCUCCUCGCCAUCACCAUGGCCACCGGCACGCCGCUCUACUGGCUCCUGCCGGUCUUCUGGGUCGUGUCUGGCCUCGUGGCCAUGGUCACAUGCGCAGCGGCGAAGUGGGUCCUGGUCGGCGUCAGGGCCGACGGUGACGCAGUGCACAUCUGGGCGCCACAGGUGUUCCUGGACACGGUCUGGCAGGCCAUACGGACGGCCACAGCGGAGUACUUCGCGGAGCUGACGUGCGGGUCGGUGCUGUUCGCGGCGUGGAUGCGGAUGAUGGGAUCCUCUGUGGCCGUGGCCGAGGGCGUCUACGUGGACUCCAUGGGCGCUCUGCUGAACCCGGAGAUGUUGCACCUGGAGCAGGGAGCGAGCGUGGGGCACGACGCGCUGCUGUUCGGGCAUGUAUACGAGGGUGAGGCCGGCAAGGUGAAGUUCGGCAGGGUCCACGUCGGGGAGGACGGCUUCGUCGGCAGCCGGGCGGUGGCGAUGCCGGGCGUGAAGGUCGAGGACGGCGGCUACCUCGGCGCUCUGAGCCUGGCCAUGAAGGAGGAGAUCGUCAGGCACAAGCCAUAGUAAGCGCGUAGCAGCAUGUGUGUGCUCUCCUUUUUGUUUCAGCUAGCUGCCGUGUCGGUGUGCCGCUUAUGGGUGUAUGUAUAUAGGAUCUUAUAGCUGAUAAAGAUCGAUAGUGAUAAGUGGCCGCUAGAAGAAGAAAUAAUCAAUUAUAGUACGGAAAUUAAAUAAUAAAUCAAUCAUCAGCAUUACUGUGGUUUGAGCA
Molecule: messenger RNA, 7841 nt
Organism: Lolium perenne
Lineage: Eukaryota; Viridiplantae; Streptophyta; Magnoliopsida; Poales; Poaceae
Biological process (GO): response to oxidative stress; lipid biosynthetic process
Molecular function (GO): phosphopantetheine binding; catalase activity; heme binding
Source: RefSeq, a predicted model, not a curated record